Molecule: messenger RNA, 2398 nt
Organism: Rhinichthys klamathensis goyatoka
Lineage: Eukaryota; Metazoa; Chordata; Actinopteri; Cypriniformes; Leuciscidae
Gene: akt1s1
Product: AKT1 substrate 1 (proline-rich)
Exons: 6
Coding region: 400-1440 (346 amino acids)
Biological process (GO): negative regulation of protein kinase activity; negative regulation of TOR signaling; neurotrophin TRK receptor signaling pathway
Cellular component (GO): cytoplasm
Source: RefSeq, a predicted model, not a curated record
CUACUGUAAACAGCGCUGUGCGCGUCGCUGCACUGGAGUCUAGGGGAGAGAGAGAGACAGGCACAGGGGUAAUAGGCUCCGAACAAAGAGGGCUGAAUAAAGUUGGAAGUAAAGGACGAUUGUGACAGAGGCUGUAGGAUAUUAAGAGGGUAACAUCAGCAAGUGGUGGUGUCCUCCCAUCUCUCCCCUAGUUCUCUCAUGCUGGCAGACACUGUCACCCAUUUCAAAUGUGCCUCUUCUAACAGUCCUGUUUGCAUCAACUAAACCAAAUUCUCAUUACCAAAGAGUUGUUACCACAAAAACACAUUUCAUAAACCCACACACCAGCAUUUCAGCAUUCCAAAACAACGAAUUCCAAAAACCUUUCAAUAGACCCAUAGGUAGUUUUAUAAACGCAUCAUGGCCUCUGUCACCAAAUCCUCUCACCCCGAGAUCCCUGAUAAUCACAAGGAGAGCUGGCUGGCGCUGCUUGCUGCCGCUGAGACUUACAGCCAGACGACCGGUUGUGAUUUGGCUAUUUUGACCGCGUAUAAAAAGUUCCGUCCCUCCGGGAUCGAAGUGGAAGGAACGAGGAAUAACGACGGGGGAGGAACUUCCGGAAGCAGAAAGUUUGAUUAUGCCUAUCACGUUUGGGGACAAGGGGCACUGGCUGAGUCGUCACGGCGAUACAUGGAUGACAUCGCCGUUCUGCACUCCACCACUCUACUGACGGCACAGAGACACAAACGUCUGAAUACAGUGGAGGGAGGAGCCAAACUGGGCUUGGAUGUGCCGUCUGACAGGCUGAGCUUGACUGGAGAUGGAGUCGGGACAAUUAGUCCCAACAUGAGGCUCUAUUCUCAGAGCUAUCCGUCCAUCUACAGCUCAGCUGCUGCCAUUGGCCAGCCAGGUGGUCAGCAUGGAGAGCGUGAAAGGGAGAAAGCGGCGAUGGAGGAGCGCGAGAAGGCUGUGGACUUAGAGGAAGAGGAUGAUGAUGAUGAAGAGGAGGAGGAGGAGGAGGAAGAAGAAGAUUUGGAUGGAAGGAGACGUAACCUGAAUGAAUCGGCAGGUGUCUUCUCAAUGGAUGAGGAUUCUCUGUCCCGGGACUGUGAGCCCUUCUUUGAGUCUGAUGGGGAGGAGGAGAGCACUGAUGGCUCUCUGAGUGAAGAAGCCCCUCCCCCUCCCCGUGGCUUGGCAAUGGGUCACCUGGCAUCUCGCUCGUCUAACCCCAUGGCAAUGGCUCGUUCACUGCCUGUGUCUGUACCUGUGUGGGGCUACAGGAACAACCAUGCCCAUCAGGGUGACUCCCAUAGUGGAGAACGGCUGGGCUGUGCCGAUCUGGACCACAUAGCUGCCAGUAUGAAAGCCCUACUGGUUCCAGGGGCUACAGAUGGAACGGAGAUGUUUGGAGCACUGCCGCGACCUCGCCUUAACACAGGCGACUUCUCUCUUAAGCACUGAGAGAAGACCAAUGUGUGCGUAUGUAUGUUUGAGCCUGCUUGAGAACGAGCCGUGAGCUUGUUUGUGUGUGAAAGUGAUUUGAACAGAACUGGAGAGUUUAAAAGACACAAGGUUUGAUGGAUGUUUUUAGCAAAGAUGUUGCCAAAUCUGAAGCUUAUCCUGCAUAUCAUUAGUAUUUCUAUGGCGUUGAAAGUGGCAAAACCUUUACAUCUGCAGCAGAAGGAGGAGGGUUUAAUUAGCAUGUCUUAAUUUAAGAAUUUCUUCUGGCUUUGACUGGAUGGUUGUGGCAGACUUUUGUGCAUUUCAUUGAGAAACACUAACAGAACAAAUGUCAUAACUUCUUUACAUUACUAAUCGUGCCCUGUAACUGUCCUCUGCAGUGUGGGAUUUACUGAUAGUAUAUGAGCCUAUUUACAUACUGAGACACUCGCACAUCCAUCACCAGAGGAGCAUUGUACAUUAGCAAACACUACAUGUUCUUGGAAAUAUAGACUACUGUGAAUUCAGUAAAGUAUAUUCCAUGGCAGGAUUGCCAAAGCUGACUAGAUGUUAAUGUGAAUGCUUGCAAAUGAUGUCAUUCUCUGCCUGUGUAGACUCACUUUUAUUUCCGAUACUGUCCUGAAGACUUUCUAUAAAUCAAUGCUUUGUAAAGCAAAAGGACAAUGAGAGGACAAAGCUUUGAAAAAACACCAAUGUUUGGGAUUUUUCACCCAGAAAUGACUUGUUUCUGCAUUAUAACUGAUUAAUGUGCUGAUAAUGGAUAUGAAUGCAGGAAUAUGAAUUGUAUAAUUGUUGAUUAGUUUGAUAACUUCUCUAAAAAUGUUGCUAGACUGAAGGAUGUGUCAAAUGAGGGUUUACAACACUACAGAUGUCAACCAGCUGUGUUCAUCUUAAACAUUUCACAACUGUUCAAUGGUUAAGUAAAUCCGUUUUGAAUAAAAGUUAUUUGUUGUUGAAA